AUGGGGUGCGGCGCCAGCAAGAAAGUGGCCCCGGAGCCGCCCGCGCUGGCCGCUCUCAGACUGGAAGGUCAGAGCCCAGGCAGCGCGGCAGGAGUCAGGUUCGGGUCCGAGGCGGCCGCCCAGGCGGCUCGGAAGAUGCAGGUGGCCCGCUUCCGAGCCAAGUUCGACCCCCGGGUGCUGGCCAGAUAUGACAUCCAAGCUCUCAUUGGGACUGGCAGUUUCAGCAAGGUCCUCAGGGUGGAGCAGAAGGCCACCAAGAAACCUUUUGCCAUCAAGGUGGUGGAAACCACAGUGAGGGAAGGCAGAGAGGCGUGCGAGGCUGAGCUCAGUGUCCUGAGGCGCGUCAGCCACCAUUACAUCGUCCGACUAUUGGAGAUCUUCGAGGCCCAGGACCGAGUGUACCUGGUGAUGGAGCUGGCCACGGGAGGGGAGCUCUUCGAUCGGCUCACUGCUCAGGGAUCCUUCACAGAGCAGGAUGCUGUCAGAAUCCUCCGGAUGGUUGCUGAUGGGAUUAGGUAUCUGCACGCUUUGCGAAUAACUCACCGGGACCUAAAGCCUGAAAAUCUCUUAUACUAUCAUCCAGGUGCAGAGUCAAAAAUUUUAAUCACCGAUUUUGGACUGGCACACGUUGGGAACAAAGGUGGUGACUGGAUGAUGAGGACUCUCUGUGGGACCCCCGAGUAUGUCGCCCCUGAGAUUUUGCUGAGAAAACCCUACACCAGCGCUGUGGACAUGUGGGCUCUUGGUGUAAUCACCUAUGUUUUGCUUAGUGGCUUUCUACCUUUUGAUGAUGAAAGCCAUACAAGGCUUUAUAGAAAGAUUCUGAAAGGCAAAUAUAAUUAUACAGGAGAGCCUUGGCCAAGUAUUUCCCACUUGGCAAAAGACUUUAUAGACAAACUGCUGAUGUUGGAGGCCAGUCAUCGCAUGUCGGCCAGCCAGGCGCUGGAUCACCCCUGGGUGAUUACCAUGGCUGCAGGGGCUUCCAUGAAGAAUCUGCAGAGCGUGAUUUCCCGGAACCUCAUACGAAGGGCAUCUCCUCACUCUCAGAGCCCUGGGUCUGCACAGUCGUCUACAUCAGGUCAUUCCCAGAAAUCAAGACAUAUGUGGAGCAAGAGAAACUCGAGGAUCACAGAAUCAUCGCUAUCUGCACUUCUGUAA
Molecule: messenger RNA, 1158 nt
Organism: Lepus europaeus (European hare)
Lineage: Eukaryota; Metazoa; Chordata; Mammalia; Lagomorpha; Leporidae
Gene: PSKH2
Product: protein serine kinase H2
Exons: 3
Coding region: 1-1158 (385 amino acids)
Biological process (GO): protein phosphorylation
Molecular function (GO): ATP binding; protein kinase activity
Source: RefSeq, a predicted model, not a curated record